Amphiprion ocellaris (clown anemonefish) is the source of this 1954-nucleotide messenger RNA. RefSeq names its product family with sequence similarity 43 member A (gene fam43a). Bases 158 to 1207 code for a protein of 349 amino acids. The record is from RefSeq and is a predicted model, not a curated record. Lineage: Eukaryota; Metazoa; Chordata; Actinopteri; Pomacentridae. The transcript has a single exon.
UCCGCCUCCAGCCGCUCACAGACUCUAGUUCUCCAGCAGGAUGCGGGACCAGAACCCGGACCGACUCCUGCACUCCGGUUCUGUCCGAGCUGCUCUCACAUGACCGAAGCCUCCGGAACCCGUUAGCCUCAGUCCGUGCGUGUCUCUCCGACCUAAAAUGCUGCCGUGGAAGAAGAACAAGUUCGAGCUGAUCGAGGAGGACCAGCGGGCCAAGCAGAAGGGCUACGCCGUGAGCCUCCACUACUCCGCGCUCACCUCCUUCGCCAAGUCGUGCCCGGAGAGCGCCCUGAACCGGGUGGGCAGCAUGUUCAAGUCCAAGCGGAAAAAGGUGAAGAUCACCAGCGAGGACCCCACCUACACGGUGCUGUACCUGGGCAACGCCACCACCAUCCAGUCCAAGGGGGACGGCUGCACGGACGUGGCGGUGAGCAAGAUCUGGGGCAAGAGCGAGAUGGGCAAGAACGGAACCAAGAUGCGGCUGACGGUCAGCUCGCAGGGCAUCCGCAUGGUGCACCUGGACGACAAGGCCCGGCGGCCCGGACACCUGUACCUGCUGCACCGGGUCACCUACUGCGUGGCCGACCCGCGGCUGCCCCGGAUCUUCGCGUGGAUUUACCGACACGAGAUGAAGCACAAAGCCGUGAUGCUGCGCUGCCACGCGGUGCUCGUGUCCAAGCCGGAGAAGGCGAAGGCCAUGGCGCUGCUGCUCUACCAGACCUCCGCCACGGCGCUGGCCGAGUUCAAGCGGCUGAAGCGGCGGGACGACGCCCGGCACCAGCAGCAGCAGCUGGUCGGGGACCGGAGCGUCCCGCUGGUGCCGCUCCGGAAGCUGCUGAACGGGCAGUGCUGCUACAAGCCGCCGGUGGAGCGGAGCCGCAGCGCCCCGAAGCUGGGCUCCAUCACCGAGGACUCCGUGGGGGAGGAGGAGGAGGAGAAGGCCAUGCACUUCGAGUGCGAGGACGUCCUGGACACGGAGCAGGACGGUACCGGCACCGGGAAACCGGAGCUGACCCAGAUCAUCAGCGACCUGGGCGAGCUGAGCAUCGGCAACGACGUGCAGACCCUGAAGGCGGACCUCCGGGUCACCAGGCUGCUGUCCGGGGAGAGCACCGGGUCCGAGUCCUCCAUAGAGAGCCAGAACCAGGAGCCUCCGCAGCCCGGUACCGGUACCGGACCGGAGGAGCUGAAGUUGCAGGAAACCGCCUGAGAGACUCUGGAAAGGAUUCUCUGUUGGACAGAGUUUAACUCCUCGGUGCCUCCAGAACCCUCAGCUGGACGGAACAGACCCGGUUCAGGUCUGACAGGACCAGCAGGACCCAGUUCAGGUCUGACAGGACCCAGUUCAGGUCUGACAGGACCCAGUUCAGGUCUGACAGGACCAGCAGGACCCGGUUCAGUUCUGACAGGACCUGCAGGACCCGGUUCAGGUCUAAUACCCGGUUCAGGUCUGAUAGGACCUGCAGGACCCAGUUCAGGUCUGUCUGGACCUGCAGGACCCGGUUCAGGUCUGACAGGACCCAGUUCAGGUCUGACAGGACCUGCAGGACCCGGUUCAGGUCUAACAGGACCCAGUUCAGGUCUGACAGGACCAGCAGGACCCGGUUCAGGUCUAACAAGACCCGGUUCAGGUCUAAAAGGACCCGGUUCUCCUCCGGUUCCGUCUCUUUCAGAGGAUUUCUGUUUACUGACAUUUGUUUUUCACUUGAAUCCAAACCAAACGUUCCCUUUGUGUUCUGCAGAGGUUCGGUUCCGCUGUCAGGACCCGGUUCCGGUUCCGGUGUUUCUACAUGUACAGAAUGUGUCCUAUGUUGUCUGGAACAUACAUGUUUUAUCUUUGCUGUGCAAAAGAAGAACUAUUUCUGUCUGAAGUCUGAGUCUAAAGCUGUAAUUUUUUAAAGAUUCUAAAAUGUGGUUUUAUUCUGUGAACCUCAUGAAUAAAAAGUUCAAAGAUGAA